This is a messenger RNA of Hyaloscypha bicolor E, 4498 nucleotides long. RefSeq lists its product as uncharacterized. The transcript is spliced from 8 exons. Lineage: Eukaryota; Fungi; Ascomycota; Leotiomycetes; Helotiales; Hyaloscyphaceae. The coding region runs from base 252 to 4142 and encodes 1296 amino acids. The record is from RefSeq and is a predicted model, not a curated record.
CUUGCGUGAACAUCAACGUCCGAAGUCGUCAAUCUAUGUCAAGUUUUUCAACAGGAGCUUGACUUUCACAACUCAUCACACUCUCAAUUCAUUCCGCCAUUGUUCGUUUCUUUCAAGGAUUGAAGCUCUUUGUAGCUCGCUUCAUUGAGCAAUAGAAAACGUCGUGCCACAGCUUCCCUGACUUGCCGAAGGUGCUGGUAAAAGGGAACCCAGAUCACUGCAUUACUUGUCGAUAAAUCUCACCAGCAGAUAUGGCGACGGCGAUAUCCGACUUCGAAAGAGCGGUCGAAGCCUUCAAGAAAAACUCAGCCCUGAAUGAGGCUGAACUGGUUGAUUUCCAACUUACGGACCUUCAGAGUCUUCAACAGGCGAUCAAUGCAAUCCAGAAUCAGCAGGCGAAAAACAAAAAAUUAAUGUAUAUGAGAAGGCUAAAACCCUUUUUAGACACUAUGGAAGACUACGGCCAGAUCCUCAAAGCUUUCUUGAAUACUUCCAAUUACAUCGCUUUUGUUUGGGGUCCUAUGAAGUUUAUAUUGUUGGUCGCCUCCAAUAUGUCAGAAGCACUAAACUCUCUCCUCGAUGCAUAUCAACAAAUUGGAGAGCAGAUACCUCAACUUUCGCAAUACCAGGAUCUUUUUUCCUCAAGCCCACACAUGGGGACGGCAUUGUUCAUGAUCUUCCAGGACAUCCUGGAGUUUCAUCGAGAAGCCUUGGGAUUCUUCAAAAGGCGAAAGUGGGAAAGGCUUUUUCAAUCAUCGUGGAGAGGCUUCAACUCCAAGAUAAAUGGACUGAGGGACAAGAUGCAGCAGCACAGGCGUCUCAUCGAAAGCCAAGCGAGCAUUGUUGAGUUCGAAGAAAUCCAGAAGAUUCGAAAGCUCGCAGAAGUUGAAUUCCAGAACGUAAGAGAUGCCGACCUAGACCGUCGCCGCUCGAAAGUCCUGCAAUGGCUGUCACCUGCGAGCUCCGAGACUAUUCAAGAGGGUUGCGAGAAGGCCAGGUCGGAGUAUCCACGGACGGGCGAAUGGUUACUCACAGAUGAUAAAUUUAGCAAAUGGUUCCAUCCAAAUUUCUGUUCUAACCCAUUGCUUUGGCUCAGUGGAAUUCCUGGCGCGGGUAAAAGUGUGCUGGCAUCACUCGUCAUAGAAGAAGCACGGGCGCUUCCAAACACUACAGUUACCUUCUUCUACUGCAAAUACGGCGACGAGUCACGAAACAAUUUCUUGGCUGUUGCAAGAGGUAUUUUGUCUCAAGUGUUGAAUUCCGAGAAAUCCAACGAUAUCCUUCUUUAUGUGGAUGAAAAGGCUUCAAGCAGUGGUGAAACGGUGCUCAGCAGCUCAAAGCUUGCGAAAGAACUCCUCGAAACGAUCUUUCAAAGUUGCAAGAAGACCUAUAUUAUCCUCGAUGGCCUUGACGAGUGCAAUCGAGAUGAGCGCAAAGAAAUAGCUACCUGGUUCCGCCAACUUGUGGACGGUCUUCCUCGAAGAGAAAUGGACACUAUUCGUUGCCUAUUUGUCAGCCAGGAUGAUGGCUUUGCACGAAAGGAUCUUUCCAUGCUUCCAUCAAUUAAACUGACAUUGAACAGCAACAAGAGCGAUAUCGAAACGUAUGCAAAAGUGUGGCAUCAACGAAUUGAGGAGAGAUUCGGACCCCUUGAUCCAAAAAAGCUGAAUAUAGUUAAUAUUGUUAUUGUGAGGGCUCAAGGCAUGUUCCUGUUCGCAAAAUUGGUCGUGCUGAACCUCUACAACCAGACAUCGCGCAAAAAGCUCAUGGAAGAGAUGCAGGAAAGAUUUCCUCGGAAUCUAGAAGAAGCCUACGCAAGGAUAAUGGACAGAAUACUAGAACCGAGUACAGCAAUUGGACGACAGAACGAUGCAAAGCAACUUUUGGGAUGGAUUGCAUGUGCGAAACGUCCGAUGAAGUGGUACGAGAUUCAAGGUGCGGUGGCCAUUGACCUUGAAAAUCAAGCAGUGGACUACGAGGGCCGCAUGCACCGUGUGGAUCCGAAAGUCCUCUGUGCUUCUUUAGUUGAAAUACGUUCAGACAAUUCCAUAGAGCUAGUACAUACCACUGCCAGGGAAUACCUUAUCAGGAGCAAACAUAUCAAUCCCACCAAAGUCGAAUACGACUUAGCGAUUCUAAGUGUGUCGUAUCUCAGUCUACCAGAGAUAACCAAAGGCAGAGAAGACUGCGACACCGAGGAAGCACUGCUUCAAGGUUUCUUUUCAUUCUACGAAUACGCCGUCUCAUCGUGGGUCUUUCAUCUCGAAGCCGGAGUUUCAGUUCCAGCGAAAGAGCUCCUAGCUCAACUAGAAGAGGCACUCGAAGUAUUCCUAGAUCUUCAUUGGACUGAUUCGCCCGAAGUGCUCGUGGUUUCGAAGACCACUAAAGACAAAUUACAACCACUGCAUGAGUAUGGCAUCUACAGCAGGCUAGCACAAGCUGUAUUGUCUACUCGAAAACAAUUCGGGCGUCAUGGGCAAGGUCCAAGUGAUGAUGAAAUUUUGGACCUGUCCAGUCUCACUGCCAAAGUAAGGACAGUUCUCGAGAGAUUGACUCCUACUUCAACUGACCCGCAGAGACAAUUGACACUGGAGAGUUUCUACGGCCCAAAUCGAUUCAAAUGUCCGCGAGUUAACUGCCAGUACUUCUACAAAGGAUUUCCCAAAGAGGAGCCUCGUAAACAGCAUGUAGCGCGGCACGAGCGUGCUUUCUUGUGCUACUUUGAGGGGUGUCCAUCAAGCAUUUUCGGUUACUCUUUCCCCAAAGAGCUUGAAGACCAUAUGUUCAACGAUCAUGGAAUUGAUACGUCAGAUGACCUAGAUUUCCCUAAAACUGCUUUGACGCUACUGCAGAAAACACAUCCUUCAAUUUAUCAGUGUGAUAAGUGUCCCAAGAGUUUUACUCGGAAGUACAACUUAAUGGUACAUUUGAGAGUGUAUGAGGGUGAUAAGUCAUUCGUCUGUAACGAAUGUGGCCUCGCCUUCACGCGAGAGAACGACAAGAAGCGACACGAAGCACUCCACGGUGGAGAGAAGGCCUUUGUCUGCAAAGGCACUCUCGAUGGUGGCGGCGAAUGGGGAUGCGGCUUGAGCUUUCUUCGAGCUGACAAGCUGUCCUCACACCAUAAAAGCGCCAUAGGAUCGCGGUGUAUUAGACCAGUCCUGGAGGAGAGGGCCGAGGCCAAGAGAAAUCUCGAAGAGCAGGAAAGAGCCAUGCACGUGGAAAAUGCUGGAGAAAGUGACCCGACAAAUUCACUAUCAACACUUCUUCCGUCACUUCCCCCUUUCCUAGAAAGUGCUGCGAUGAUCCGAGCUCCAUCGGUACCCUACGAAGACAGAGCUCGCCGUCGUUUUCUCGAUGUCCCCACCAAUCAGGCAAUGGCCCCGCUGAUUCCCAAAGGCGGUAGCGAAGACACUCCCAAGUCCCGAGAUAACCCAUCACAAUCGAUGAGGGGAUCCGAAUCGGACGGGUCAAUAGACAAAGUCCUUAUUUCGUCGAAACAUACUUACCAACGACCAAAACAUAAGCGAGUAUUUUGCAACCUGUGUUCUCAUAACUGGGAGGGCUUUCGAGGCGAACACGAGCUUCGCAGACACGUAGAUCGUGAACACAGAUCAAUUGUUCAGAAAUGGAUUUGCGUCGAGCCGGAUGAUGGCUCACCUCAUCCGAGGCCUGUAUUGCCUCUAUCAAGAUGCAAGGCUUGCAAACAACAGAAGAAAAAAUAUACAGCUUAUUACAAUGCGGCUGCACAUCUUCGACGUGCGCACUUCAGGCCGAAGAAGCUUAAAGGUGACAAUGGUAAUGAUAUUGAGAGACGUGGUGCAGACUGGCCGCCGAUGUCAGAGCUGAAGUUUUGGAUGAAGGAAGUUGAAGAUCAAAAUGAUGAUCAGGGUUUCCGUGACAACAGCGAAGGCCUUGAUGACAAUGAUGUCCAUUUGGGGGGGCUGCAGGGUAUGGAGGCUUUCGAAGGCUCCAAUUUCUGGACUUCCUUCGAUCCUUCACUGAACCAAAUGCCGACGGAUGCUACAAUUCUCGACCCAGCAGCUUUCCCAACGCAGCCUCUCGAAUCGAUGACAGAAUUUGGAGGCGGCUUGGCAGGGAACGAAACCUUGUUUGGAGGUGCCCACUGGGAAUAUCAUUGAGCGGCUGAGCAGGUUGUCGAAGACGAAAUGUAUGCCCCUCGAUCUAGUGGCGAACACCCAGCAUAAGGGAGACGAGUCCUUUUCGACAGCAGCCGAUGUCUCAUGUGUUGGUAGACUUGUAAACCAAUUUGGACAAGGUCGGGUUUAUGAUGAGAGAUGCAGGGUUUCAGCUCUCGAAAUUCGAGACAUGACAAGAAAGUUGGCCGGGUUUUCCCACCGCCCCUUUUUUUAUUGUGGUAAAUUGGUGGAAGAUGAGUUGUCAGUAAAGAAGUACUGGGGCGUCAGAAAUUAUGAGAUAGCGGAGUUCAUUUUCGAGCCAUAUUCAAGGUUGGAUUUGGAAUGAAGUUGCGUGAUUC